AUGGCUCCUGCACGCAACAGUGUGCUGGUGCUACUUGGCCUUGCAAUCAGUAUCCGUGCUGCACCUGCUGGCUUUCAAGAGCGUCAAGGAGAGAUAAAUCCACCUCAGCAAAGCGUCUCAUGGGACACUGGUAACCCGGAGCCCACCGAGGGCCCCUAUGAACCUAUCAAUCCACCAAAGCCAACGGACCAAAUCAGCCUUGGAAAACCGUCAUUCUGGAUCAGCUGGGAGACUAGUGAGCCUGAACCCACACCCGAACCUGAAUACCCCCCGCCAAAACCAAGCGACCAAAUCAGUAUUGGCAAUCCAUCCUAUAGCAUUAGCUGGGAUGGAGAAGGUCCGGGUGCCUCGACGCCCACUCCUGUGCCCACACCUACACCCAAACCAACCCCAGAAUACCCAUCCGUCACACCGUCACCAUCUGUUCCAACAAGCUCCAGCACUUCUAAGCAGGCUUCCUCUUCAGUGCCUACCAGCAAGUCCAUUUCAACCGGGAAGGUUUCUUCGACCAGAAAGCCAGGAUAUCCUCCUUGGAACCCGUGGCCACCAAGACCAACGACUUUUAAAUCCACGACGAGGCCCAAGCCGUCGUCAACUCAGACGCCGACAUCAACGAAGGAAGUACAAACCAGCUCACCGCCACCCCAGUAUAGCAUAAGCUGGAACAUGGAGCAACGCAAUGUUAAGCCUACGUCUACAAAGAAGCCAACACCUACCUCAACUAAGAAGCCUACGCCCAAACCAACUCCUAAGCCUACUUCCAAGGUGACUCCUAAGCCUACAUCCAAGCCGACUUCCAAGCCAACAUCUAAGUCUACACCCCCAUCUACUUCAAAAGCUACACCCACACCCACCCCAACAUCCACUUCAAAAGCCGCUUCCACCCCCACUCCUACUCCUACCCCCAAACCAACCCCAACUCCAACCCCAGAACCCGACACCACAUCCUACGCACCCCCCGACAUCACCCUCGGCCCCCCAGACUUCAGCAUAAGCUGGGGAAAACGCACCCCAGAACCCACUUCUGCCCCAUUCCCCGACGAAGAAGACCCCUUCCCCGAAGACCCAGAAGAAGAAGACCCAGACUUCCCCUUGCCACCACCUACCCUCCCCACCCCUCCCAACGAAAUCAGCAUCCAACCCCCGACUGCAACCGUCAUCUGGGGCAAACGCCAAGAAGAUGAUGACGACGAUGAUGAUUUCCCGCCGCCGUCCAUCCCGAGUCAGGUUAAUAGUGUGGGGGUUGAACAGCCUACUGCGACGGUGAUUUGGGGGAAGAAGAGACAGGAUGAUGGGGGUGAUGAUGAUGACGAUUUUCCGCCCCCGUCGACGCCGACGCAACAUGAUAGUGCGGGGAUUGAGCAGCCUACUGCGACUGUGAUUUGGGGGUGA
Bipolaris oryzae ATCC 44560 is the source of this 1392-nucleotide messenger RNA. RefSeq lists its product as uncharacterized. NCBI's taxonomy places the organism in Eukaryota, Fungi, Ascomycota, Dothideomycetes, Pleosporales, Pleosporaceae. The transcript has 2 exons. The coding region runs from base 1 to 1392 and encodes 463 amino acids. The record is from RefSeq and is a predicted model, not a curated record.